AAACUGGUUUUUCGUUUGACGAAAGCAGAUCAGAACUCAAACAGUGCUAUGAUUUUUAUGACUACCAUGCGUAUGAUUAUAUCAAUAACGAUUUUAAAUUUUGCGGCGGCUAUUUUCGGGAUUUAGAACCAAAAGAUGGUGUAGGUUGUGGAAAAGACGAACAUUGUGGGAGAGUACGGUGUGUUUUGGCUACUGGUUGUGGCGUCAUGAAAGACAUGUUUUGCCGCAGAUAUGCUGGACGUGAAGCCUUAAAGUGGUAUCGAAUUUGUCAAGAAAGAGGGGAUUUUGAACGUUGUCAAUUCGGUAUAGACCCUAGGAAUGAUCUCCCUGUACCUGGCUUAAAAAACAAGCAUCACAUGCGUUGCUACAACCUCAGCAAUAGCAUGGGUGCGGCCUUCUCGGUGAAUGGGCAGCAAAGUGCGUUACAGAAAGGAAACUCUUGGGUUGUGUUAGUGGCAGUGUUGAUCAACACUAGUUAUUCGUCUGGCUGAGACGUCAACAAAUCACACAAUAUGUAUUUUUUAAAACUCAAAUAACAAUUUAUAAAUAAGGUAACAUUAAAAAAUCAACACAAUAUAUCUAUUACAUCAUAUACAGAUCUAGGCCUA
Molecule: messenger RNA, 608 nt
Organism: Physella acuta
Lineage: Eukaryota; Metazoa; Mollusca; Gastropoda; Physidae
Source: RefSeq, a predicted model, not a curated record